Messenger RNA from Podarcis lilfordi (Lilford's wall lizard), 441 nucleotides. Lineage: Eukaryota; Metazoa; Chordata; Lepidosauria; Squamata; Lacertidae. The record is from the annotation of a GenBank genome assembly.
AUGCAACAACGAACUCACACAGGGGAGAAACCAUUUGAAUGUAUUGAAUGUGGAAAGAGCUUCAAUGAUAGUGGAAACCUUAGACAACAUCAACAAACUCACACGGGGGAGACACCAUUUAAAUGUAUUGAAUGUGGAAAGUGCUUCAGUCAAAAUGGAACACUUAGAAGACAUCAACGAACUCACACAGGGGAGAAACCAUUUGAAUGUAUUGAAUGUGGAAAGAGCUUCAAUGAUAGUGGAAACCUUAGACAACAUCAACAAACUCACACGGGGAGACACCAUUUAAAUGUAUUGAAUGUGGAAAGUGCUUCAGUCAAAAUGGAAAACUUAGAAGACAUCAACGAACUCACACGGGGGAGAAACCAUUUAAAUGUAUUGAAAGGGGGAAGAGCUUCAGUCAAAAUGGAACACUUAGAAUACACCAACGAACUCACAUAG